Messenger RNA from Nicrophorus vespilloides, 3635 nucleotides. Its product is annotated as semaphorin-1A. The coding region runs from base 937 to 3228 and encodes 763 amino acids. The record is from RefSeq and is a predicted model, not a curated record. Gene Ontology annotation, biological process: axon guidance; neural crest cell migration; negative chemotaxis. Gene Ontology annotation, molecular function: semaphorin receptor binding; chemorepellent activity. NCBI's taxonomy places the organism in Eukaryota, Metazoa, Arthropoda, Insecta, Coleoptera, Silphidae. The transcript has 16 exons.
AGAUGGAGCCAGACGUUCCGAACGGUCGAAGCAUGUGUUCGACCAUGUUUACAGUCGAAAACAUUCAGUAACUAGUCAGCCGCUCUUCGGGCAAGCGCGCUGCUUCACAUCGAUCUGCAACGCAUCCAUGCAUCUAGUUAAUGUUUAUAAGCAGUUUGUUGUCCGUGCAACAGGAAUUUCGAAAGCGAGCAAGUGAAGACGAAAAGAAGGAAACGAUCAUCGUUCGUGCUGGAUGGAUGGAGGAGACGAUAUGGACUGAGAACGUGCGAAAGACCACUUAACAUUCUUCCAAGUGCUCAAUUAUUUUAUCACCUGUGAUUGUUGUGUGCAGUGCAUUUUUACCAACCCCCCCCGGAAACCAAUUUGUGAUUUACACCACAGUUCGCAUUACAUUCUAUUUUCUCGUGUUUUUUUUGUUUGGAUUAAUCUCUUCAGAACAAUAACAUCAUAUUGGCUUUACCGGCGUCCGCAAUUUACAAAAUAAAAUUGGUUGCCGGCGCUAGGGUCGAUCCGUUGCGGUGGGGGAAGUCAGCUGGCACAGGCGUCGCGACGCGCACCGACGCCAGUCAACAUCGAGCGUCGUCCGCAUUGGGGUAUCAUCGUCGCGCGAUUGAUCCGCAUAUCCUCAAAUAUUAUAAAACACCAUAUCAUCCCUUUGCGUCAUCUUCCAAUUCGUGUUCGCAACCUCCCAUUCAAAAAAAAUAAAAUAAAAAACGACUGUGUUAUGUGUUCAGUGUUGGCGUGAUGCUUUUGUGUGCUGUGCUCCAAGGAUAUUAUGAUCCAGUGAUCCUCUGAGAUUGAGAGAGAGAGAAAGAGUUUUUUUUUGUUUUCGUUCCCCGUCUCUAUUCAUUUAUUUUUUGAUUACCAACCAACCAACUUUACCACCACCACCAACUUUACUCCUAUUUUUGGGAACUAUUCUGAAGACGAAACAUCAUGCGGAGGGUGCUUUUCGUGGUCGCAGCUUGCUGCGCGUUUUCCGCGUGUUUAGCUGCAUGGCAGGAGAACGUCAGACCGAAGAUGUACGUCCAAUUAGGUGCCGAAGACGACGUCCACCGUUUCCAAGGGAACGAUACGUACACGGACUUCUUCCGAUUGGUGAUGCGAGAUGGAGACUCACUCCUAGUUGGCGGAAGGAAUCUGGUGUACAAUCUGAGCAUGUCGAAUCUGGUGGAACAGCAGCGGCUCACGUGGUUCUCCAAUGAUCAGGACGUGAAGAUGUGCGUGAUGAAAGGAAAGGACGAGGAGAAUUGUCAAAAUUACAUAAGGAUUAUGACAAAGUCUGAAGAGGGACGUCUACUAUUAUGCGGCACGAACUCGUUCAAGCCCGUCUGCAGGGAGUACAACGUCCUCUCGGGCAACUACACAAUGGAGAAGGAGAAACCGGGCCAAGCAGUCUGCCCGUACGAUCCUCAUCACAAUUCCACGGCAAUAUACGUCGAUGGCGACUUGUAUACCGGAACUGUGGCGGAUUUCAGCGGAAUGGACCCAAUUAUCUAUAGGGAACCACUGCAGACCGAACAAUACGAUUCGAUGAGUCUGAACGCGCCCGAUUUCGUCAACUCGAUGACCCAAGGCGAUUUCGUCUACUUCUUCUUCCGCGAAACCGCCGUCGAAUACAUCAAUUGCGGAAAGGCUGUGUAUUCGAGGGUUGCCCGUGUAUGUAAAUACGAUCGCGGCGGUCCGCACAGGUUCAGGAACCGUUGGACGUCCUUCCUGAAGUCACGUCUGAACUGCUCGGUGACCGGAGACUUUCCGUUCUACUUCAACGAAAUCCAAUCGACGACGGAAUUAAUCGAAGGCAAGUACGGAGACGUCAGCGCUCAGCUGGUGUAUGGAACGUUCACGACACCACCGAACAGCAUCACCGGAAGCGCUGUGUGCGCCUUCUCGCUUCAGGACAUUGCAGACACCUUCGAAGGUAACUUCAAAGAGCAGCCAACGUUGAACUCGAACUGGUUACCGGUGCAAAGCUCCAAAGUCCCUGAUCCGCGACCCGGCCAGUGCCACAACGACAGCAGAACUCUGCCCGAUCUGACUCUCAACUUCAUCAAAACUCACUCGCUGAUGGACGAGAGCGUUCCCAACUUCUUCGGACAACCGAUUGUCAUCAGGACAAGCUUCCAUUACAGGUUUACUCAGAUCGCCGUUGAUCCACAGAUCAAAGUGCCCGGUGGCAAAACAUACGACGUACUGUUCAUCGGCACAGAUAACGGAAAGGUUAUUAAGGCUGUUAAUGGUUUGUCUGCUGAAUCGCGUCACGGCGUCCGACCCGUCGUCAUCGAGGAGAUCCAGGUGUUUCCAUCGCACGUCGCCGUUCGUGGCAUCAAAGUUAUAAGAAACGAAAAGCAGGAAGGUCGCUUGAUCGUCGUCGCCGAUGGAGAGGUGCAAUCUCUGCGUUUGCACAGAUGCGACAGCUCAAAAAUAUCAAGCUGCAGUGAAUGCGUCGCUCUGCAGGAUCCGUACUGCGCUUGGGAUAAGCUGCAAGGAAAGUGCCGAUCGCACGGGGCUGGUCGCUGGGGCGAGGAGAACUACUUCUUCCAAAGUGUGUCCAACGGUCAACAUUCCGCUUGUCCGCCGAUGAAAUUGAACAAAGACGCCGGUUCACUGGGCGGACUGAGCACUCAGCCCAAAUACAAUCAGGAUCAUCAAGCCAGCAAAGAGCAGCCAGACGGACAGAUCAUCAACAUCGUCCAGGACAAAGUCUUCGAAAAUAACGAUCCUGGUGUUCGCGCCACGGAGAGUCUUCCACCCCAAUACUCGGUGGAGACGCUCGUGACGGCCGUUGUAGCAGGCGCCGUGUGCGCCCUCCUCGUCGGUUUUAUCGCCGGUUAUCUUUGCGGAAGGAAAUGCCACAAGGACGAGGACGAUAACAUGCCGUACCCGGACACGGAGUACGAGUACUUCGAGCAGCGACAGAACAUGAAUAGGCAUAGGAUACAAGCGGAGCCGAAACUGCUGCCACAGGAGGAAGUGACGUACGCCGAACCGGUGCUGGUGCCUCAACCCCCGAAGUUGCACUCGCCGAAGAGCACGCUGAGGAAGAUGCCGCAACUGCAGAACAACGCGGAGACGCUGUUCCAGUUCCAGACGGACACCGGUUACAACGGGCGCGAUUACCGCACCCGCGACAACUUCGGAACGUUGCGUUCCCAUCAGGGCGACAACAAUUACAGGCGCGGAGACGGAUUCGCGACCACCCGCAGCGUGAAGAAGGUGUACCUCUGAGAAAACAGUGAGGAGGGUGGCGUGGCAGCCCGCAGCCUUGGCCGAAGCCGUCCCCAUGCAGCGAGGGGAGCGGCCGCCGGCCACAGCGUACUUCCCACGAGCAGCGGCUCCUCCAGUUCACCUUCGCCACCCUCCUCUUCGCCAUCUCCGACGCCACCGCGAACCGCCUCAUACAUCUACAGGGCGUAGCUGCAAACAAACAACAACUAUUACACCACCAACAACAACAACUACGCAUCCCGUAAUAAAGGCACAUAUCAAGCACAACCGCACACAUUCCCGCGCCACCGAAGAACACAACACGACAACAUUCGCUGCGAUCAGUGUCAAUUAACAAAAAAAACAAAAACAACAAACAAAACCCGAAUCCAAACAUAAGUGAAUCAAUUGAUGCAUACAAAAAAAAA